Messenger RNA from Aphanomyces invadans, 327 nucleotides. RefSeq lists its product as hypothetical. NCBI's taxonomy places the organism in Eukaryota, Oomycota, Saprolegniomycetes, Saprolegniales, Verrucalvaceae. The transcript has a single exon. The record is from RefSeq and is a predicted model, not a curated record. Bases 1 to 327 code for a protein of 108 amino acids.
AUGACGACACCGCUCACGCGCCGCAACUUCACUGACGAAGAAGAUCUCUUGCUUCUUCGGCAGGUGUCCGCAGACAUGCCCUUCCUUGCUCGCCGUGGCUUUGUGAUGGACAAGUGGGCACAAACCGCUCAGGCGCUUGCUGGGUGCGAGGAGUUUGGACGUCCCGACUUCGACGCCAAGAAGGCCAACAACCGCUUUAACGCACUCAUUGAAGCUCAUCGCAAGAGCAACCAAGAAUCAUCUCGUGCCUCCGGCAUUUCGGAGGAAGUUACCGAGAAAGUUAUGCUGCUGAACUGCUGUCGACCCUUGACGAUGCCAAGGAAGUAG